Amoebophrya sp. A25 is the source of this 661-nucleotide messenger RNA. The record is from the annotation of a GenBank genome assembly. Lineage: Eukaryota; Dinophyceae; Syndiniales; Amoebophryaceae.
ACACAACAUUCAUUAUUUCUUUGAUACAGGACACAACGUUAUUCCUGUGAGGUAAGUUUUCUCUUCUCGUCAUGCAGAAAAAAAGAGUUAUAAGGUUUACUUCGUGUUCGUUCUUUACGGUGCUUGUUUUUCUGUGUCUAUCUGUUGCUUCAGAUUUUAUUGUUUGUUGUGGUUUUCACUCGCUACCUCAAGUAGUGCAUACUGCUAUGUAUUAUGAAGUAAGGAUGUCAACAUUCUUGUCAUUAGUUCAACAUCCAUGCAUUCUCUUAUUCUAUCAUCCUGAUCAUCAAGUGGUAUUUCUCGUCAACAUUCGGAACUUCUAGAUGAAGCAAGUGCUGAAGAGCCUCCGGAGUCUUCUCCACGAAAUAGCGCGACGAAGACUGCUCCAAGCAGAGCCGUCGUUGCUGCCUCGAGGAGUGCAACGACUACCAUUGUGCCGUCCAACAUAGUUACAGCUCUGAAUGCGGCAACAUUUUCGCAGGAUCAUCUAAGAUGAAAACGUCUGGUGCUUCUCUUGGUUUUACCCGGGCUUUCGACCAUGUACAACGUUAUUGUGAGCAGAAUGUACCAUGCGAUGAGCGAUAGCAAUUAUCGACAAGAAGACACUCGCUAACGCAGGGGUCGUAUCUAUCAUGUUAGAAAUAAUAAAUUUCGAUUUAAC